Molecule: messenger RNA, 7751 nt
Organism: Lytechinus pictus (painted urchin)
Lineage: Eukaryota; Metazoa; Echinodermata; Echinoidea; Temnopleuroida; Toxopneustidae
Product: sushi, von Willebrand factor type A, EGF and pentraxin domain-containing protein 1-like
Exons: 31
Coding region: 358-6249 (1963 amino acids)
Source: RefSeq, a predicted model, not a curated record
AGUUCGGUGUAGAAGACAACGCGUCGUGACGUUGUUUCAAUUUGCUUUCAACGUUGCUAGGUUACUUGGAAAUGUUUUCCCAGAAAUCUCAAGAUGUUGCAAAGAAGCAUUUUUGAUAAAAUAGUUACGCGGGUUUUUUAUUAUUAUUAUUAUUUUCAAAUUUAACAAUACAUCGCCGUGGCGUUCAAACCUCCUAGACCGGCCCCCUUACCUUAAGCGUUAAGUGCAUGGAUUACACAUGGCCAUCUGAGAUGCCUGACCUAGCAAAUACACCUGCUUGUGGUUGUUGAUUAAUCUUCGUCUCCUAUUUAUUCUGUUCAGGAUAUAACUUUCUUCGAUGCUGAGUUAGGGUGGUAGAUGAUGAUGCGAUAUUCCGCUACUCUUCUUUUACUUCUCCUCCUGACGUCGAAAGGAGAAUGCUGGAGGCGCCGGCGGAGAUCUCCACCACCUCCCCCACCGCCCGACACGACUCCUCCAACACUCCAUGGAUGUCCUGGAUCGCUUGGUAACCAGUACACCACCACAUCUACCGCUCGGGUUUCUUGGAGUGAACCAACGUGCUCCGAUUCUGGAUCGUCCUGUACUGUAACACGUACUUCGGGAGCAGCACCGGGUUCCCAGUUUCCUGAGGGGUCGCAUACGAUAGCAUAUCGAGCUAUCGACACAUCGGGUAACACACGGAGCUGUUCCUUCAGCUUUACCGUUGUUGUAAUACGAUGCGGUACCCUCAACCCUCCAUCGAAUGGCGGAGUGAGUUGCACAAAUGGAAGGUCCGUUGGUUCAGUCUGCUACAGCUCUUGCAACACGGGUUAUAAGGUCAGCGGUUCGACUUCCAGAACAUGUGUGCGAUCGGGAAACUCUGCUUCAUGGUCCGGAUCGUCAGUGUCAUGCUCACGAAUCACUUGCUCGCCGGUCCUGAGUAGUCCCAGCAAUGGUCAAAUCCACUGCACCGAUUCGGUGUACUACAACAGUGUGUGUUCCACAACCUGUCACAUGGGAUAUACAUUGACUUCCGGUAGUUCUCAAAGAACCUGUACGUCUACUGGAUGGUCUGGUUCAACACCCCAAUGCCAAGAUGUCACGCCACCAACGUUCGUGAACUGUCCAACGUCUCAAACGGUGUAUCCUCCGGAUCUUGAGACAACAGCCGUAGUCCAAUGGACAGAACCAAGCGUCUCAGACACUACUGGUCAGUCUGUGAGCCCCACGCGUACAUCGGGACCUGCCACGGGUAGCACGUUUACAGAAGGUGUAACACCAAUAAAAUACGAAGCUACGGACAGUGCUGGUAACCGGGCGACAGCUUGCGAAUUCACCAUUUCCGUGGAAGUCAUUAGAUGCAGCACCAUCUCAGGUGACCAUGUACUUCUCGUUAGUUGCCCGGAUGGGGAUAUCCGCGGAUCGGUAUGCACCUUCACCUGCAUCACCGGUUACGGUUUAGAUGGUUCACAGGCAUCCGAAUGCCAAUUGGUUGGCAGUUCCGGUUCUUGGAGUCAUCCGAAACCUUCUUGCCAACUGCUACAUUGUCAAGGGAUAAGCGCUCCACAGAAUGGCGCAGUGGUGGGGACGUGUUCGACGGGCUAUGGCUCAACUUGCCAUUUCGACUGCGAUGAGGGAUACAUCAUCAACAAUGACAAAAUCAAAUGCACUGUACAACCAGGAAGUACAGCUGUGUAUUGGGAAGGAUCACUACCAUAUUGUUCAAUUAUCAACUGCACAAAACCUUCUUUAACCGACGGACUGCACUUACCAGCGUCCCCUGCAUGUCCGGAUACAAGUCUCGUCCCCUAUGGAAGUCAGUGCUCCUUCUCCUGUGGACGCGGAUACUACAUGCAAGGAGACCAAGUCCUGUCCUGUCAGAGUGAUGGGUUCUGGAGUCAUAACGCACCAAGUUGUCAUGUUCUGAAUUGCACAAGCAGUGACAUGCCAGCUCCAGCAAACGGCAUCAAGACUGGCUGCUCAAACGCGGAGGAAGUUUUCGGGACGGUUUGCACGAUCUCAUGUAAUACUGGCUACCUCCCGGAUACACCCGUAUACCGAAUGUGUGAUGAUGACGGAACCGGAUCCGGAGUGUGGGACGAUGAACCUGUCACGUGCACAAUCGUGACCUGUCCAGCUCUACCCAAUCCAAACAACGGCGAUGUUUCUCAGUGUACCUACGAAGGGGAUAUUAGCAACGUCAACAGUGUGCAGAAAUACAGUACUGUUUGCAGCCUGAACUGUUUCAUUGGCUUUACCAGGACAUCGGGUUCUGCGUUACGCGCAUGCAGCGCCUCUGGAACAUGGGACGGUGUGGAAACCAUGUGUGAAGAUAUAACAGCGCCUGUAUUGACAUGUCCUGGAGACCGGGAGGUAGUAGCAGAAUCAAGCACGGUCAACGGGAUUGUCCCCUGGCACGAGUGGGAACCGCUCAUGGCAACUGAUGCUGGGGCAGAGAUUGCAGCGCACUUAGCAAGAAUAGAUUCAAUCCCAGUCUCCGUCCAUCCAACAAGUCUUGUAGAGGGCGCUCAUCGCAUUGCGUACGAUGUAUCUGAUCCUUCUGGAAAUGGAGAGACUUGCUCGUUUGAUGUCACGAUACGAGUGAUCAGAUGCCCCGGACUGCCCGUUCCCGAUAGAGGCAGCGUCAAUCUUAGAUCUGGAGAUGGGAACUGCGUAGGGGGCGCUGUGUAUGGAUCUACCUGUGCCUUUGUAUGUGAUACGGGAUACCAACUGUCAACAGGGGGUGGUACAUUCUCAAGGAACUGUCUGCGGAUCAGUGAAAGCGACCAUAUUGGGUAUUGGGAUGCCCAUCAACCAAGCUGUCUAAUUAAGAAUUGCACCGUUCCUGAUGUUGUUAACGGAUAUAGUCCAGAUUGUCCUGACAGAGCCGUUGGGUACGGCACCGACUGCGAGUUCAAGUGUAAUCGCGGUUAUACCUCUCCGAGCACCGUAAAUUCGGCUAACCGCGGAUGCAAAGCGGAUACCUCCUGGAGCGGCGAUGAAUUUAAUUGCAGUGUUGUGAUCACGUGUCCAGCCCAGCUGUCAUUGGACUUUGGUCAGGUGAUCCCGCCCGAAUGCUCAACCCAAACAGAAGUGAGGUUUGAUACCGAGUGCGAGUAUUCUUGUGGGAGUGGCUUUCUUUUACACGGACCGAGUAACAUCCUGUGCAAUCCCGAUGGAUCAUGGAACGACCAACGGAAGCCCUAUUGCGAGGACAUCCAGAAUCCAGUAUUUACUGAAACUUGUCCUGUUAAUAUCCCUGUGGAUGCUGAGAGAGGAACUACGUAUGCCAACGUUACCGUUGAAUCUCCUGGCGCACAGGAUAACUCUGGCACAGUGGACGUCUCUAGAAUCGGCUUGAGCGAAACCAUUUUUCAUGAGGGCUCAACUUCCGUUUCCUUUCUUGCGACAGACGCUACCGGGAAUGAGGCAAGAUGUGACGUCAUCGUGUCAGUCAAAGUCUACAGGUGCCCGGUCCCAACUCCACCGGUAGAUGGAAGUCCUCAAAACUGUUCUCACCUAUUCUACGGAAGCAAAUGUACUUUUGUUUGUGACGUUGGUCAUGAGCUGAUAGGAAGUGAUACUUUGACCUGCGAAUUGACCCAAGGGAUAGCGGGAACGACUGCAAUAUGGGACAAACCAAUACCGACUUGCCAAAUUCGAACUUGUCACGGUAUUCGGGUACCACCACCAGCCAUAAAAUCAGGAUGUUACAACGAUCCCCCACUAACAGAGGACUACGGAACCACCUGUUCCUUCACAUGCCCCUAUGGUUACCAGGGUCUGGGAGAGGACGUGACGUCAUGUGACGAAAAUGGACAAUGGACCAGCACCAAUUUCUCCUGCGAACGCACCCCUUGCCCACCAUUAGACCUAGAACCCGGGAUAGAUGUCACUCCAAGCUCCUGCGCUUCGGGGCCAAGAUUCGGAGAUACUUGCACCCUCCAUUGUUCCCGGUCAGGUUUUCAGAUCUAUCCUCAAGACUCUGUCAGUGUCACGUGCUCAGGCAAUGGAAGAUGGACCAAGAAUAUUAUAUCAACUACUUGCAAAGAUGAAGAGUCACCCGUCUUUACGGAGUGUCCAGAAGACUUUAUCGUUCACCCUGGUCGAAGUUCCACCACAGCCUUUGUCUCGUGGACAGUAGCAGCCUCAGACAAUGAUUUCGUUGGUCCAUCAGUAUCAUGUGACCAUCCAUCGAAUGUCAGUAUGCACGUUGGUCAGCAUCACGUGACCUGUGUAGCCUCGGAUAGAAGUGGGAAUAUCGAACACUGUUCAUUCAUUGUCAACGUCGAAGUUCUGCGUUGUGAGGCUUUGGUUCCGCCUCUCAAUGGCUUGCUUGAGGAUUCAUGCAACACUGAAUACGGUUCCUCGUGCCAAGUGACUUGCAAUCCAGGCUAUCACUUGAAUGGUUCGGGUUUGGCUUCAUGUGAAUACAACGGCUCAGUAACCUAUUGGAUGUGGGCAAAAGAACCGCAAUGUGAAGCGAACUGGUGCCCUUCUGUCCCGUUACCCGCCGCCAUGGUCGAGGUAUAUCCAGAAGCCUGCUCUCAAGAUUCCAGGGUUGCAAUUGAUACUGUCUGUGCCUUCUUUUGUACAAGUGGUCUAAGUCUGGUCGGUAAUUUCUCUACUGUGACGUGUCUCCUAGAUGGACGAUGGGAUCGUGAAGUCGAAUUAGGAUCGAUGACAUGCCAGGAUGAAUUAUCUCCGGUCAUCACAUCAUGUCCGGAACUUGUCCGCGUUAAUCGCACAGAAUUCUGGGGCGUCGAAGUAACCUUUGACCUUCCUAGCGCCCAGGACAACGUCGAUCCGCACUUGGAGGUGAUGACGGACCCACUGGCGUUGGGGUCACCCAUCAAUGUUACUGUUGAUAGUGUAUUUCGAUACACUUUUGUCGAUGACUCUGAAAAUAAAGCCUCGUGUGUCUUCGACGUCAUUAUUGAAGAUUUGGUGAAACCGAUCUUCCUUUACUGUCCUCCCGACCAGAAUAUAACAACCAGUCAGCAGAUGACGAUGGCCACAUGGGAUGAACCCAUAGUUGAAGACAUUCCAGGGGAUGACGUAUUAGUCACGUGUAACUACGAGACCAAUCAGGUGGAGCUACCAUGGGGAGAGAAUGAAAUCGUAUAUCGAGCUACAAACCUCAAGAAUGGCUUCCAAAAUGAGUGCAAAUUCACUGUGAAUAUUGAACCUGUUCCAUGCACAGAACUUCACACACCCAUGCAUGGAGCUCUGUCUUGUGACGAUUGGAUGUUUAGAAGAUACUGCAGUGUGUCGUGCGAGGAUUCGUACGACAUACCUCGAACCAGCUCCAUUCACCAACCUACAAAGUUGUAUGUCUGCGGGGCGUCUGGGCUAUGGAGUCCACACGCGUACGUUGCUGAUUGUUCGGAAACUCGUGACCCGCGACGUAGUUACUUGCCAUCAGCAUUACAGUAUUAUACGGGAAACUGUGAAACUCCAACGACUUCAGAUGAUAUCGCCCAGGCUUUCAUUAACAUUCUCCGCGGGUCGAUGUUCAGGGACGCCUGCGACCAGGAAGCCGACUGCUUGGUCGAAAACGUGGUCGUUUGGUGUGGUGAUGACGUCGCAGCCCAUGACAUGCUACAACAGAAUCAGAAAAUCACGCGGCGGAGGAAGCGACAAACAAAUCGGGCGAUAAACAACAACCUUGAGGUACUCCCGCAGAUUAAACCCGGACAUGGUAACACGACGAUUAUCUAUCUGGAUCUCGCAAUGAUGAUCAAAUCUGGAAAGGCUGAGUUCUCUGGCUUAGAUCAUGAAGAUGUGUUGUUGUCCAUGGCACACGGCGUCAAGGAAGAAUUCAGCUUACUGCAUAAUCUCACAUCGCUGUCCAUGAUGUCAGGAUCCUCGCUCAUCCAAUGCGAAGAUGGUUACAUCGCCGAUCAUGAUUCGUUCAAAUGUGUUGCCUGUACCACGGGUCAUUUUUAUGACCGGUCUGUGUCUGAAUGCAUCCCUUGUUUCCAUGGUUACUAUCAAGAUAAACAAGCGCAGGUCACGUGUAAAAAAUGUGCUGUUGGCCAAUCAACGGAGACAAAAGGAAGUCAGUCUAUUGACCAUUGUAAAGAUAUGUGUCCCAAGGGCCAUUUUUCAUCGACAGGAUUGCUUCCCUGCAUCAAAUGCCCACGUGACACCUUUCAGCCAAUGGCAGGGCAGACAUCAUGUUUCGACUGCACUAAUGGUGCCAUCACAGAACACACUGGAGCUAUAUCACAAAAUCAGUGUAUUUACGGGAAGAAAACAAAUUUGUAAUGAGAUCAGAAUAAUAUUCUUUUGGUCUACAUGUAUAAGCAGUUGAUCUACUUUUACCACUUGGGCUACACCAAUUUGGUCUCAUUGCCGUUUUGUCUACUCUACAAUUGGUCUAAUAACCACUUAAUCAAUUCCUCAUUUAGUUUAGUAUCUGAAUGGUCUAAUUUCCACUUUGUCAACCUAUUAUGUUUUAUUUAUCAAAUAAAUAAUAACCGAUUCAUAAAGAGUCCAUCUAGCGAUAGAGAUUUUGUGAAGUUUCACCAAGAGAAUGUUAGACGAAAUGGAUCUAGCCGAACUGGGAAUAAGACAAAAUGGUAAAUGAGCUAAAUGGCAAUUCGACCAAAGAAAAAGUAGGCAAAACGGGUGUAGACCAACUGGUAAUUUACCAUGAUAUUUGCUUAUAUUUUGACGAGAAUUUGAUUUAUGUUUUUAUGACUCUGACAGGACAUGUAGGAUACACAUGUAUUUUACUCGUGUAUGUUGAUCGCUAUUUGUUUGAAAUGAAGUUUUUGUUGAAUAAAAACAAUACAUGUGCCUAUUAGUCAGAAGGAGUAUAAUGGGGAAGGCCACACCAACAUCAAAUCAAUUUUAUCGAAAAUUUGCACGAACAAAACAUUAUUGUCCCAUUUCUAAAUAUUCAUGUUUUUUUUUCAAAUUUCCAUCUAUUCAGCUAACAAGUUUCUUUUGUUGUAGAUCUGGAACUGUUGUUUUUAUUUCGGGUGACGUAUCAAAUAAAACAUAUUUUUCAUUCAGGAAAUUACGAAAAUUAAAAUGCCGUAGUUCUUCCCCAUUAUCUAAUUAAUGUUUGCAUUCACACAUUCAACAGGGGCAGCGGAACGGUUGUGGGGGGGGCUGACCAUGCACAAAAAUCACAAUCAGAUGGUCAUUUUACGUUUUUUGUACAUGGUUUUGGAGAAAAAAAACACCCAACCCACGUCCACCCCCAGGUCCCGCUGCCCCUGUUUAAAUCAACAUUUAUCACUUAUUGGCUCAGCUAGCAUAUAAAAAAAUACCACAUUUUAUUAUACCAUUUAAUGUGCCUGGUUUUCUGAAAACGCCACCACAACAUAUCAACUCUCUUCUAUUUUGGGGAUGUAAUAGCGCACCCCCCCCCCCCCUCCCGAAUAAUUAUACAAUCGAUAUAUUAUUUGGCUAAAGGUUUACAUGGACAUUGGAAUUGCAAUUCAAAAUUUCGAACGGGAUUUCACUUUUUAUUUGACCCCUCCCCUGCCUUGAACGAUACAUUUUGUGUAUUUCAAGACUCUUGUCGAAAUAUUCCUUUGUCUAAUGAACUGAACUUAAACUAAGACUAUUCCUUCCGAUAUAUAUUAUUUUCAUUCAUUGUAUUACCUUCAUUUGAAACUGACACAAAAAUAAUGUAAUCGUAAAAUGAAUACAAUAUAUUUCAUAUAUAAUGGUAAUUUAUUCAUAUACAUUUUCUUGUAUGAAAAAUAGCGUUACAUUUUUUUUAUAACUUUUAAUAAACACUAUACUUCAAUGCA